GCAAGAAUCAGCCUCUUUCUGUUCCUGGAAUCAUCUUUAAGUAUAAUCAGUAGAAACCAGUUACUAGAGGCAAUUGCUUUUGAGUAUGAAGCCUUCAAGCAAGAGGAGGAAGCAGAAAUAAAAACUAAGGGGCAGAAAGUUGAUCCACAAGUUUAUUUCAUGAAACAAACCAUCAGUAAUGCCUGCGGAACUGUUGGCCUUAUACACGCACUGGCUAACAAUCGAGAUAAACUGGAAUUUGAACCGAAUUCAGUUAUGAAAAAGUUUUUGGAUUAUUCCAGCUCCUUAAGUCCUGAAGAAAAAGCAAAAUACUUAGAAAAAGAUGAGAGUAUUCGUGUUACGCAUGAAUUCAGUGCGCAGGAAGGACAAACUGAGGUAUGUUUACUUACUUUACCAUUGAUCUUAAAUUGCAUCCUCUCAUACGUUCACAAACCUGUUUAA
This is a messenger RNA of Rhincodon typus (whale shark), 441 nucleotides long. Its product is annotated as ubiquitin carboxyl-terminal hydrolase isozyme L3-like. The record is from RefSeq and is a predicted model, not a curated record. The annotation marks the transcript as partial. The transcript has 4 exons. Gene Ontology annotation, molecular function: cysteine-type deubiquitinase activity. Lineage: Eukaryota; Metazoa; Chordata; Chondrichthyes; Orectolobiformes; Rhincodontidae. Gene Ontology annotation, biological process: ubiquitin-dependent protein catabolic process; protein deubiquitination. Gene Ontology annotation, cellular component: cytoplasm.